Messenger RNA from Alligator sinensis (Chinese alligator), 711 nucleotides. RefSeq names its product INO80 complex subunit E (gene INO80E). NCBI's taxonomy places the organism in Eukaryota, Metazoa, Chordata, Crocodylia, Alligatoridae. The transcript has 7 exons. Gene Ontology annotation, cellular component: nucleus; Ino80 complex. Gene Ontology annotation, biological process: chromatin remodeling. The coding region runs from base 1 to 678 and encodes 225 amino acids. The record is from RefSeq and is a predicted model, not a curated record.
AUGGGAAGCCGGGAGCGGUCGGAGCGUCACGAGCAGGAGUGCUUCCAGGAGGAGCUGAGGAAGGCGCAGCGCAGACUGCUCAAGGUGUCGCGGGAUAAGAGCUUCCUGCUGGACCGGCUGUUGCAGUACGAGCACGUGGACGAGGAGUCCUCGGACUCGGAGGCAACGGCCUCGUCCGACAACAGCGACGGGGACGGGCCCAAGGGCGCAGCCGAGCCCCCGCCCCUGAAGAGGAAGCGGAGCCCCCAGCUGGGCGGCGCCUCGUCCCCGUCGUCCUCUGGCCUCUCCCUGCAAGCGACCACCGCCUUCCCGCUGCCGGGGUCUGGAGCCCCCUCCCCCUACCUGAGCUCGAUGGCGUCUCCCCCCUACAGCCCCUUUCCUGCCGAGUACCUGGCGCCUGAGCCUGGAGCUGCCCGGCAGGCCCCCGACCCCCCCGCCAAGGCCCCCCGCAAGCUCCAGAUGGCAUCGGCCGAGUGUUCGGUGGGGGGGGCGCUGGGGUUUGGGCCAGGCCGGGGUGGGGGCCCAGGCGCCCUGCCCCCGCUCUCGGCCUCGGCCAAGCUGCCGCCGCCGCCAGUGCCCUGCACGGUGCCGCAGCAGAUGUUCAGCGACACGGCCGAGGGCAGUGGCGACGACCCCCUGGAUGGCGACGACGAGCUUGUCAUUGACAUCCCCGAAUGACCCCUGACCCCAAUAAACACUGCCUCUGCUGCU